UUCAAUUUAAAUAGGCAUCAACAGGGGCGCCGUGAAGUUAUUCUAGGAAGAACCGCGUGAGGAAGUGGAUCUAGGUUUCUUAGUUAAGACUUAUUUAGACUUUUCGACCAACAGCCAUGGGAGAAUUAGCAGUCCCUGAGAGAAUCCUUAAAUGGCAGCUAGAGGUGCCCCAGGGACAAAUUGUGGAGGAAAGUCAAACCGCCGGCCCACGCAGUCCCAUCCUGAUGAAGUCAGUAGAACGUGUCUCUAAGCUUCCAGUUGUUGAAGAGACCGUGAAGAUUGCCAUGAAUGUUUAUGGGAAACUUAAGGGAGCAAAUUGUAUUUUCAACUGGUCUCUGAAGAAGGUAGAAUAUACAGCUGCGAAGGCUGCAGAAUCCACUGCACCUCUGGUAUUAAGGCUACAAAGACAAAUUGAGAUCGUGGACGGGCUUCUGUGUAUCGGUCUAGAUUACGUGGAGUGGAAUAUUCCUGCCGUGAAAUUACCCCCAAGUCAGAUGUAUGAGAACGCGAAGCAAUGUGUGAGUAAGUGUGCGCAGCGGUGUGGGAAUUGCUCCAAUGCCGUGAUGGACUGUACUGCCAGCAAACUCCAGAAACUGCGUCGGAUCUGCGGAGGAAGUGAGCCCACGAAAAAAAGUGAGCCUGAACACAUCCCUGAACCCGAAGCAAGUUCAUCUGCAGGGCCUUCUCAACCUUCAGCUUCCUAGAAGUUUCGCCGUGAUGCCACAUAUUAUAAUUGUUAAUGUUUUAUUGUUCGUUAAUUCUGAAUCCAAAUGUUAAUAGAAUGCAGGUAUAAUCAUAUUUUACAUAUUAUUGUAUCUUAAUUGUGCAUGUGAAUAAUUUUAUUAUCUUAGUGGAAACUGGUCAAUUUAAAUAAAGAAAUUUAUAGAAACUUACUAAAGUAUUCAAUAAAGAACUUCGGAAAUUUGCAUCCUUAAA
Molecule: messenger RNA, 936 nt
Organism: Cryptotermes secundus
Lineage: Eukaryota; Metazoa; Arthropoda; Insecta; Blattodea; Kalotermitidae
Product: lipid storage droplets surface-binding protein 1-like
Exons: 5
Coding region: 117-704 (195 amino acids)
Biological process (GO): lipid storage; positive regulation of triglyceride storage
Cellular component (GO): cytosol; lipid droplet
Source: RefSeq, a predicted model, not a curated record